CCGCACCCAGCCCCACCACGCCGCCAACAACUUUAUCUGAAUUUGUCGACAGCCGAAAGAAUCACACAAAAAAUUAAAAGCCUUAAAGAGCCCAACAGCAAAAUCAACACAGACGAAGCGAAAGAGCGGUAGAUAGAGGGAGAGAAAAUCCGAGAGAGAGUGACAUCUGAUAGCUGUACCUAGAGCUAUAACUAGGAAUUGAAUACGAUGCGUUUACAGCUGCUCGGGCUGUUUUGCCUGGCAUUAGGCGCAGCUCUGGCUGCUGCCUAUAACAACAACAGCAACAACAACAACAACAAUGCCAACAACAACGCCAACACACAACAGCAGCCAAUCUACACUUAUCUGACCACAUCGAGCACGUCCAGCCACAGGAAUGAUGCUCCAGCCAUGCAGCCGGCCAUUGUAUACGAGGCGUCUAUGCCAAAGCAGGAGACGCGACCCGUCAGCACGGCCAGCUCGACCACAGCGGAGGUGGCUUCAAAGAAAGUCAUCGGUUCCAGCGGUGCCCGCGGUGGCCGUCAUACUCGAUGGCAAUGAGCCGCAAUUUACGGAUGCCCUGGGCCAGAAGGUGCCCAAGCCGCAGCCAUCGCUGCAGGUGGCCAGCCCCAUUGAUCUGCUGAAUCCCGAUCGCUAUGAGUUCUACACGUUCGACGAGCACGGCGAGCUGGUAAAACGCCUGAUGACCAUGCAGGAAAUCCAAAGCAUUGUGGCCAAUGGCGAUGGCGAAGGUCCGUCGAUAAUUCAUGCGGCACCGCAGCAGGGCAGCGAGCCGGAGAAGAAGAUGCAGGACAUUGUGGACAAGGUGCAGCAUGUGCUCAACAAGCAGGUGGCCAGCAGCUCGUCGAAGAAUGGCUCGGUGGAGGUGUUACCCGUGCUGGAUACGCCCGAUGUCUCCUCGUCGUGGUCUCUCAUCUUGCCCGCCAUCUUUGGCAAUACGGGCGGUGACAUCUUCCCGCAGCAGAAGCCACAGCAAAUUGUUAUGACGCCCGAAUCGGAGCUGGUGGAGACCUCAACACGCACCACAACCACCACAAAGCGCGUGACAAAGAAGCCGAAGCCAUCGAAGCGCAAGCCAGGCACCAGACGCAAGCCCAGCACCACCACUGAGAUGACACCGCAAGUGGUGCAGGAGGACCUGGAUCCACUCGAGUCUGUUUACACGGGCAUUCAACAGUACCAGCAGGCGGCUGCCAAUAUGCCCGACUUCGAUGUCGCCCACAUGCAGCCCAUCUACCAGAAGUUGCCCAGCACCACCCGCAAGCCGGAGACAACCACACGGCGGGUUUUCUACAACAAUCAGGAGAUUGUGCACACGCCCACCUCGUCAGGCAGUCCGAACAGCACCACUGAAAAGGUCCAGCAGGUGGCCAAGAAACCAGCCAAUGUGCAUCGCAAGCCCACCCAACCACAUCGUGUGAAGAAACCCAGUGGGGGUCAUGGCAGCACUAGCAGCACCACUCAUUCCACUGGUGGCAAGCAAAAGAUAAAGAAGAAGACAACCACACCAGCGCCCAGCACCGCCGCUCCCACCACCGCCGUACCCACCACUGCACCCACCACUGCACCCACCACCGCAACCACCAGUGCACCAGAUCCUGAAAGACCAGCAUCAGCAGUAGCAACAACCACUCAACCACCAGUGUCCACCACGCAAAAGAAGAAAAAGCGCAAGCCCACCCGCACACCAGGACAUUCCAGCACCACCAGCAGCGGCGCUAAGCCAAACAAGCCCAAGCGUAAGCCAACCACUAAGCCCAAACCACACCAACCAGCCACUGCACAGGCAACUGCCACAUCAGCACCACAUCACCAAGAGGUCAGCACACAUAAGCCAGCGCGUCCACAUCGGCCACACAAGAAACCCAAGCCCAGCAGCCCCACCACAGAGACGCCACCAACGGCCUCAUCCGGAGCUCCUGAUCCAGAACUAACAUCCGGAUUGUUGGUGAGCACAACGCAUCGGGAUGCUAUAGAUCCUGUGCCAACCACAGCGGCUACAACCACCAGCACCACACCAACCACCACAACGGCAGCAUCCCCAAGCACCACCAGAAGACCCGCUUUGCAUCAUCAAAAGAUACAUGGCAAGCCCGCACAUGCGAGCACCACAACCACCACUACCACGACCACCACCACCACCACCACUAAACCACCAGCUACGGAACAUCAUCAGAAAAUCCAUAUGAAACCUGUGCACAAUGCGCCAGUCGCAGCCAUACCUAGCACAACAACAACAACAGCAGCGCCCACUACCAGCACCACCCAUGCGCCUGUCUAUCCCGUGCCCAGCUACGAUGCCGAAGCCACCGAAAACUUGCCCACAAUCGUUGCCCAGGAGGAGGACAAGACGCAGCUGAAGAAGACGCCUUUGCCAUUGCCCUCGCUCGCCCUGCUGCAACAGCAGCUGCAACAGAGUGCCACACCAUCGCCCGCACCACAAUUGUCGCCGGAUCAGAUACUAUCCAUGGACCAAAUCGUGCAGAGCUUGACGCAGGAUCUGCUAGAAGGCGAUAAAAAGGAUGCCAACGCACCACCGGUCAAAUACGACAGCGCAGAUAGCAAGGAGCAAAUGGAAACUUUGGCUAACAAAAAGAAAAUUCCCGUUAGCAGCACCACAACAACAACAACAACGACAACCAGCACCACCAGCAAGCCAACAACAACAACCACCACGACCACAACCACCACAGCUAAGCCGAUAAUACCAUCAUCCAAUCCACUGGCAGCCAACUAUGGCGGCAGCACCUUGGCCACCAUGUUGGAUGAGGAGGACACCAGCACCACUGAGGACCUAAACGAUUCCACCGAAACCACCGGCAAUAAGCAAACCACACUGAGCAGCAUGGAAGGUGAACAGACGCCGAUUGUGCUCAUAACCGCUAGACCACAAUACUUCACCACCAAUCAGGCCGCACCACAGUUGCAGCCACUGACCACGGUGCAGUCAGACCCCACGCAGCAGGAGCCAGAGACCACCGAGUUGCCCAGCUACACACAGUUCUUGCAAACCACGCCCAUGGCAGCGGAUGAAGAGCUCGAGGCAGAGGCAACCACAAUUCGGCCAUUUGAAGAAGUCAACCAUGUGGUUAAGUUCGAGCCACUCUAUGCCGAUGUGCCCGAGGCUGUGGUCACGGAAUUGACGGAGCAACCCACAACGAACGGUUACUAUGAACAGUUCGAUGAUGAGGCAACCACUGAGGCAGCUCCACGUCUACCGGUCACUGAGCGUGUCACCAGCACCACCAAUGCUGAGGAAGACAGCACCGAGGUGACGCCCAUGAUAGCCAAUCUGGUGGAUCAGCUGAAUCUGCAGGUGCUGCAGCCAACCGAUCAGAUUCUGAUGUCCAAUUUCCAGACCCAAGCCGCCACAGUGGCAUCCACCCUGGUGGAUGGCAGCAAUACGCUUGUCGCCGAUGUCUACAUGAACUCGAAUGAGACCAAGGAUGAGCUGCAGUUCCUCAUGUCCGAUGUCAUACAGCAGAUCACUCAGCCCGAGAGCUACAAGCCAGUCAAUGAUGAUGAUGAUGAUAAUUCGCAUCGUCUGACCAGCUUUGCACAGUUGAAUACGUCUUUCCUCUUGCCGCCCAAGCUAGAGACGAGACCAAAACCGAAACCGAAUCCAGUGGUGGAGCAAAAGAUAACAAGCGCAACGGAAGAGCAGAUGCAGGAAAUCACAACCAUAAUGCCAAGCAGAAGCGAGGAGGAAAAGGAGGAGGAGCUCAUCAAACAGGAAGCUGAUUACAUCAAUACGCCCGCACCUGAACCAGAGCAGCUGGAGAGCAGCACCUACAGAGUGCCGGUGUUGUCCUUGUCGCAAAUUUAUGCACAGCAGCAGCAGGACGAAGAUGAUGAGCAGCAAAUAUUUGAGCUGGAGCGACUGGAGCAGCUGAAGCCAAGCCAAGCUGCUGACAAACAGGAAGCCAAUGAGCAGGCGACAAAGCUGGAAGAGCAGAAGAAGGAAGAAAUGUUGAAGGAGGAGCAGCGGUUGAAGGAGGAACAACAGUUGAAGGAGGAACAACUGAAGGAGGAACAGCGGUUGAAGGAGGAACAACUGAAAGAGGAACAGCGGUUGAAGGAGGAGCAGCAGUUGAAGGAGGAACAGCGGUUGAAGGAGGAACAGCGGUUGAAGGAGGAACAACUGAAGGAGGAACAAUUAAAGCAAGAGCAACUGAAGCUAGAACAGUUGAAGCAACAGCAGGAGCAGGAGCAGCAGUCACAGUACCAGCAGCAGCUAGCAACAACAAUAGCGCCAGCUGAUAGCUACGAAGCGACAACCAUCGAGCAAGUGCAGUCGGAGGAGAGCAAGGAGACCAACUCAGUUGAAGAGACGACAACAGCCAGCAGCAUCAGCAGCAUCAGCAGCAGCAGCAGCGUGGAGCAGUAUCUGCACGACGAGAAGCCAGAUGCGCCGCAACGCGAGAGCGAGGAAAACCAGAUGCCCGAGAUGUUGACAAAUGGUUACAACCAGCAAGUCCAAACGGAAGCCAACAUUGAGCAAAUGGCGGCAACCACAAUGCAGGUGCCAGCAGCCGAGCAGGAGCAGGAGGAGGUGCAGAAGCUGGCAGCAACGGUGGCUGGGUCAACAAAUGUUUACCAGGACGCACAAGCGCAAGAACAAACAUCAAGCGAAAAGGAAACUGAAAAAAGCGAAGAGGAUGCCAAAACAGAAGAGGAGCUGGACGAGCAGCAGCAAGAGGACGAGGAGCAGCUGAAGCAAAGUGUUGAGGAUAGCGUCACUAAUGCGGCACAGCUGCAGCCACAGUAUACGGCCCAGGCAUCUGAAGAGCAACACUAUCAAGAUAACGAGCAGGAGCAGGAGCAGACAACGGCCAGCGUUGAGYUGGUCACGGAAAUACCGGGUGAUAUGUCCGUUGUUUCAUCUGAAUCGGAUAUGUCGCUCAGCUCGGAGCAGGUCACCGAAAAACUAGAGCUAAGCACUGUGCGCACCAUGGAGCUGAACGAGGAGGCACUGGAGGACAUAUCCGAUGAGCUGACAGCAACUUUGACCGAAGAGGAUACCACGAGUGCACAAAAAUAUCAACUGGACGAUGAGGAUCCCUAUGUCAAGCUGGGCGAGACGACGGCCAGCGUGGUGAAGCCACAGCAGUCGGAGGAAAAGCAACCAGAGCAGGAGCAGUCUACAGAGAAGGCAGAGCCACAGCAAAGCUACCAGACGACAUUGGCUUUGUCCCAGGAAAAGGAAAAGGAAACGGAGCAGGAACAGGAAGAGGAACAGAACUCCGAGCAGGAGCAGAACUACAAAGUCACCUUGCCUCUAGCUAGCUAUGGAAAUCAGCAAGCUGAUGAGGAGGACGAAGAAGAUCAAAACGAUUAUCAGCUGCCCAUACUCCUGCCAAGCAGCAGCAGCAGCAGCAGCAGCAGCAGUUCGACAACAACCACCACAAGCACCACAACGACAACCACACGAGCGCCCACAACGACAACCACCAAGCGACUGCACACACUGAAGCCCGUUUCGUAUUAUGUGCAGCCGUCGCUGCUCGGUGGCUACAAUCAAGUGGAACCACAGCCGCCGAAACUGCUCGCCUACAAUGCCAACAGCAACAGCCUGGCGCAGCAGCAACAGUUGCUGCCAUCAUCGCAGCAGCGACCCAUGCAUCGACCCGCCUCGUUGACAAAUUUAAUGGCUGCAUCCACGCAGGCAACGCGUCCGCCAGUUAAGCUCGAGCCGAGUCCGCAGAGCUCCCAGGGCUUGGAGGCCUCCACUUCCCGUCUCGAUGAGGACGUCUUGUCCUUUGCACGGCUUUGCAAUGAGCUCGCGUUUAGCUACUGGAAGUCCAUCACCUCGGAAAAGAUAAGCUCAGCCAGAAGUCUGGUCAUCUCGCCGUUUGCGCUGACUUCAAUGUUAUCCAUGGUGUUCCUGGGCGCGCGCGGCAGCACCUCGGGCGAAAUGAACGAGAUACUGAAACUCGACGAUAUGGUCACCUUUAAUCCGCAUUUGAUUUUCCGUAACAUCACCCAGUCGGUGGAGAGGUCCAUGGAGCAAGACAUUGCAACUGCGGCGUUUGUGCGCGAAAUCUUCAGCGAUCGUGCGAAUGGAAAAAUCCUGCCCUUCUUCAAGGAGAAGACACAGCAGCUGUACGGCGGACAUGUGGAAGAGGUCAACUUCCAUGUGGUCAACGAUAUUGUAAGGCGUCGCACGAAUCUGCUGGUGAAACGUCACACCAUGGGCAAGGUUUUGGAGUACUUGCGCACGAACAGUGUUUGGGUAAAUGGCCCGUUGGCCACAGUUUCAGCCAAUCUCUUCCAGACAGACUGCUCCAAGGCAUCGACAACGGAUCGAGACGGUGAGAUGUUCUUCCAGGUGCAUCCGACGGUGCGUCAACGCCGACUGGUGCCCAUACCCGCCGUGCUCUACCGCUCCGGCUUUACGGCUGGCUACGAACCCAAGCUGGAUGCCACUGUCGUUGCCUUCGGACGCAUUCAGGAUACGGUGAGCACGAUCUACGUGAUGCCGGGUCAUCAGAGCUCGGUGGCGCCCACGCAUAAUUUGGAUCGCCUGGAGCGCAAUCUGGUGGAGCUGGCCUUUGGUCAGGAUAAUGCGUGGAGCAGCCUGAUGACUUCGCUAAUGGAUCGGCCCGGCAUGGAGGUGCAACUGCCACGUUUCUCGCAUCGCUCGUUUGUCAAUGCCUCGCUGGGACUGCAGAAGAUGGGCCUGAAGGGACUCUUCAAAUCGGACUUUGCUGACUUGCGCGGCCUGACCGGAAACGGUAAUCGCGACAUCUUCCUCUCCGACAUGAUACAGAUCAAUACGUUCAGCACUUGCGGCGAGGAGAAGAUCUCCGAUCAUCAUCACGUAGAAAUGUACCCAGCACCGCCUCUACGCAAACGCAACAAGGACGUGGAUGCUACAGACGACGAUGCCUACGAUUCGUCUGAGGCGAUCGUAGACUUUGGUUCAUUGGUGCAGGAAUCGGCAUUGGGUCGUGGCUUCUACGAUGACUUACUGGAUCCCAAGUACUUGGAGCUGCCUCUACCGCUGCGUCCGCGUCAGGCGCGCGUGCCCGAUGCGCCCAGACUGCGCUUCGACAAGCCCUUCCUCUACUUUGUGCGCCACAAUCCAACGGGAAUGAUACUCUUCAUGGGUCGCUUCAAUCCACGUCUGCUGCCAUGAACAAAUCAAAUAUAUAACAAAUUCCCCCCUCCCCCCAGCCAGCCUUAAGUAAGCCAAAAUACAGAUAAUACAAAAACAAAUUAAAACGUUGAAGCCCCUCUCCUCCACCUUGAAUAGAGGCGUCAAAGCAAAUUUAAUAGUAAAUUCAAUUUGCAUUCAAUUAAGCUAAUUUUAUGAUUAAUGCGAAUUGCUGUGCCUUAAUCCCGCGUCCGGCCCCAACUCAAACGAUACGAGAUUGACGUGCAGCAAAAUAAUACUUAAAAAAAAAAAGAAGAAAAAUACUU
Drosophila arizonae is the source of this 7422-nucleotide messenger RNA. RefSeq lists its product as uncharacterized. NCBI's taxonomy places the organism in Eukaryota, Metazoa, Arthropoda, Insecta, Diptera, Drosophilidae. Gene Ontology annotation, molecular function: serine-type endopeptidase inhibitor activity. The record is from RefSeq and is a predicted model, not a curated record.